UGUUCCAAUCCCCUCCAUAUCAUGUGAUUCAGGUGUUCCAAUCCCCUCCAUAUCAUGUGAUUCAGGUGUUCCAAUCCCCUCCAUGGACACAGGUGGUAUACAAUCCAGCCCCUAGGCAUGCAGACUGCUUCUACAAACAUUGGUGAAAGAAUGGGUCGCUCUCAGGAGCUCCGUGACUCCAAGCGUGGUCCCGUGAUAGGUGGCCACCUGAGCAAUAAGUCCAUCCGUGACAUUUCCUGGCUACUAAAUAUUCCACGCUCAACUGUUAGUGGGAUUAUAACAAAGUGGAAGCAACUGGGAACAACAGCCACUCAGCCACCAAGUGGUAGGCCACGUCACAUGACAGGGCGGGGUCAGCGCAUGCUGAAGCGCACAGUGCGCAGAAGUCACCAACUGUCUGCACAGUCAAUAGCUAAAGACCUCCAAACUUGGUGUGGCCUUCAGAUGAGCCCAACAACAGUGCGUAGAGAGCUUCAUGGAAUGGGUUUCCAUGGCCGAGCAGCUGCAUCCAAG
Messenger RNA from Staurois parvus, 513 nucleotides. NCBI's taxonomy places the organism in Eukaryota, Metazoa, Chordata, Amphibia, Anura, Ranidae. The record is from the annotation of a GenBank genome assembly.